UCCAAUCAACAGAAUCAGAUCGCAGAAUCCCAUACGUUCGUUCAUACGUUCCGAUUAACAUUCAGAGAGAGAUAUGGCUUGUGCUGGAGAUAAAAGAGUUAGGGAUGUGGACGAUAAACCGAAUUACAUUGUGAGAAUAACUUCCUCUGAUGAAGAUGAUGACGACGAUUACGAUUCGAUUGAAUACGUUUCCUCUCCUAGGAAGCCGACUGAGGAAGAAAUUUUUGACUAUUACAGACAGGCCUUCAGCAGUAAGGGAUUCGAUGUUCCAGAGACUGGAUGCUUAUUAGCUGGCGGAAUUGGACCCUAUCGGAUAAUAGAUGAGACACGUGAGCAACGUGUGACCGGCAUGGCUAAGCAAGCUUUGCAAGUCUAUAAUGGCGAAAAUAAUGCGCGUUUUGAGUUUGAUCACCUUGUCAAGGCUAAUAGCCAAGCUGUUGCUGGCCUUAUGUUUUACAUUACUUUUAUGGCACGCUCGGGAGAUAAUGCGUCUCAAACCUUUUAUGCCACAGUGUGGAAAAAAAUAUGUAAUCAGGGAACAGAAGUCCAGAGUUGUGUGAUGGAAACUGAGCAGGAAGCUUGUACUUCUCAGGUGUAAGUUGCAGAGACAAGUCUAGGAAGUGUAAUUAGAAGUUAGUGAGAUAUAGUUUUUAGCUCAAUUAGGAAGUGUAAUCUGAGCUGAGCUCAUCUACAAGCUGAGGUUCACCACCCUUAGCUUCAUUCCUCUUCUGCUAUCUUUUCUCUUUUUAUCAACUGUUCUUGAUUUCUAAAACCACAAGUUCUCAAUUUUAGCAACUACACAUGAUUUUGAAUAAUCACCAUGUAGUAUAUACCUACUCUAAUAUGGGUGAGUUUUAGCAUGAGGCUCGUCUGUAAAGGAUCAAGCGGAUCCCGGUGCGCUGUAUCAAUAUUGACACCACUUGGUUUUACGUUUUA
Molecule: messenger RNA, 936 nt
Organism: Arachis duranensis
Lineage: Eukaryota; Viridiplantae; Streptophyta; Magnoliopsida; Fabales; Fabaceae
Exons: 5
Coding region: 74-598 (174 amino acids)
Molecular function (GO): cysteine-type endopeptidase inhibitor activity
Source: RefSeq, a predicted model, not a curated record